Klebsormidium nitens is the source of this 1639-nucleotide messenger RNA. NCBI's taxonomy places the organism in Eukaryota, Viridiplantae, Streptophyta, Klebsormidiophyceae, Klebsormidiales, Klebsormidiaceae. The record is from the annotation of a GenBank genome assembly.
CCAGCGCGUGCGGUACCGUAAAAGCUUUGAAUCAACACCGGUAGGUGUUGAAGGUUGCACUGCCUCUAGGGUGUCAAUCCAUGUUCACUAGUUUCAACAGGAACUGGCGGCCUGCUCCGAACGUCUGGCCCUGGGUACCGGUAUUCACAGAAUGCUGUGCAGGCUACAGUACAGGAUGCUCGGAUAGCUAGGCAGGCACUCUCCAUACGUCUGCCACUGGUUGAGCUGAGGACUGCUCGUUUCUUUUGCGACAUGGCGCUCUCCAAGGCUGCCUUUUCCUCGAAAUUGAGAGCUCCUGUAAUCGUGCAGACCGCUUCCAGUUCGUUGGAAAAACGGUGUUCUGCCACAGCACAUGUGCCGCUGUGCAAAGCUUUUGUGCCGGAAUCCUCUGUCUUAACAAAGGCAACAUACAAUGCUGGUCAGCCUUGGUCCGAUAUAUUUGAGGUUGAGUGUCACACACUUUUUUGUCGAGGGAGGAGAAAUAGAAAGAGUGGUAGAGGAGGGGCUGGCAGCAUGGAAGCAGGGGGAGGCAGUUCCAAUAGUGGCAAAGAAGGUCGGGAGAGACGGCGGCGCGAAGGCAUCAAAAGAGUGGUGUUGAAGCGAGGAGAAGCAUCGGAUGCUGCAGGAAGUGAAGAACCAAGGCUGGGGACCGCUGAGAACCCAGAGAUCUUGGAGGAGCCGAUGAGCACGGUGGAGAAGCGGCUGCGAGAGCAGCUGGAAGCCCUGGGGGGGGAGGAGUUUCGGCAGCGGCGCACCGUGAGCUGGCGUGAUGAGGACCAGCCGGAGAGGAACGUGGGUGAGUAUCGAGUCCCAAGCCGACAGGACUUGAAGGACGGGGACGAGUACAUGUACACACAGACGGAGUUCAAGGAAGGGGAGUUUCCACAAUGGGCACAAGCAUAUCGGGACGCAGCUAAGAAUGACGACGAAAUUGCGAAGUUACUCGAUGGCGCGCUCGAUGACCCAAAAGAGAUGCAGGCCAGGAUGGAGGAGCGGCUAUCAAAGAACAAGUCCGAAAUAUUGCAAGAGAAGACAGGAGCUGCGGAGCCACCGCAGAUUGUCUUCAAAAAUUUUGAUCCGUUUGAUUUGAAUAUCUGGAUACAAUUGUACAAGCAGCCCUCCGACGACGACGCCGACCUUCUCGCAGGGAUCCUCCGAUCGUGGUACAUGCUUGGCAAGAUCGGCGCUUAUAACUCUGCCAACCUUCAGGUGUCCGACCGCGAGGAGCUGCUGGACCUCCAGAAGGACGAGAAGAACCAGGCCAGCGCCAUCCGGUACGACACGCGGCCCGCACCGGGGGAGAGCAAGGUCAUGCUCAAGACGUAUCUGCACAACAUCGGGGACCUCGAGUUCCAGAACGAGUGGGGAAAGCUCUGGAUCGAUCUGGGCACGUCGGACGCCCUAGCCCUGGACGUUCUGCUCAACGCGCUCUUGAAGUUUAGUGAUGAUUACGUGGGCAUUAAGCAGAUUAUAUUUGGUGGUCAACUAGAAACAUGGGACGGUAUGAUGGACAAAGAAGACAAAGAAUACAUGAAGAUUGUAAUCUAGAAGAAUACCCUCAGAUCGGAUCACGGUCACCUUUUCGUUAAUAUCUGGAUGCAUGAAUGAUGGUCACUUCCAUAUCAACGAAAUCCUGGCA